This is a messenger RNA of Aegilops tauschii subsp. strangulata, 1188 nucleotides long. Its product is annotated as F-box protein At5g07610-like. The record is from RefSeq and is a predicted model, not a curated record. Gene Ontology annotation, molecular function: protein binding. Lineage: Eukaryota; Viridiplantae; Streptophyta; Magnoliopsida; Poales; Poaceae.
AUGCCGCUGGACAACGACGAUCUCCUCCGUGAGAUCCUCCUCCUCCUGCCUCCGGAGCCGUCCUCCCUGCUCCGGGCCUCCGUUGUGUGCAAGCGCUGGCGCCGCUUCGUCUCCGAUCGCGGCUUCCUCCGGCGCUUCCGCGCGCACCACGGGAAGCCCCCGGUCCUCGGCUUCUUCUGCGUCAAUGCUGGUACCGGUUAUUACUUCAGUCCCACGCUGGAUCCGCCCGACCGCAUCCCGGCCGCGCGAUUCUCCCUGCCGCAGCGCCACAGGGAGAGCUUAGACUUCGUGGAGUGCCGCCACGGCCUCGUCCUUUUCCUCGACAAGAAACUGUCCGAGGCCGUCGUGUGGAACCCCAUCUCCGGUCGCCAGCGCCGAGUGGCCAUUCCACCAGAGUUUGGCAACCCUGAAAAGUGGGGCAUCAUAUACGCUGUGGUGCUCUGCGCAGCCGGCGAUGACGACCAUGGCCAUGGGCAUGGUGACUGCGACCUGGACUAUUUUAAAUUGGUCGUGGUGCGCAUGGGCGUAAAAGACUACAGGCAUGUAUCGGCUUGCCUCUACGAAUCCAAGUCUGGUGUGUGGGGAAAUGUUGUCUCAACAACGACCACAGGAGCGUUCAUUUUUCCGGCAAAACCCAGCGUCCUUGUCGGGAAUGCACUUUGCUGGUUGCUUAAUAGAAAAACUGAAGGUGACAUCCUUGAGUUUGAUUUUGAAGUACAGAAGCUUGUUGUAACUGAGAGGCCACUGGACUGCGAGAUUGCCAACCGUGGCCUUCCCUUCCUCCGAAUCAUGCGGACAGAGCAAAAUAAUCUUGGACUCAUCGGUUACACAGGACGGAGCCUGCGGUUAUGGGAGCGGAAGGUCAAUUAUGAUGGUGUUGCUACAUGGUUCCUUCAGAAAACAAUUGAUCUGGUCAAGCACCUUUCGCCCGUCGAGCUCAGAUGGAGUUCAAUAAAUGGGUACGAUGAGGAUCACAAUGUGCUAUUUCUGUGGAUAUUUAAUGGUUCUUUAAUGAUCCAACUCGACUCAAUACAGUUCGGUAACUGUUCUCGAACCAAUCUCGACGCCACCACACCUCCAGUAAGAAAAGAAAUCUACACCACCUAUGUUCCCUACACAAGUUUUUCUGCUGCAGGUAAUAGCCGGUUCUUACAAAUCCAAUUAUCUUGUGGUGUGUGGUUGCUGUAA